AUGACCAACACCCGACAGAGUGGUCGGCAACAGCAUCUCUCUCCGGAACAACACGAACGAGAGGACAUCCAUCAACCACUGAACAACCUUGUCGAUGAACAUCGGACAAAUCAGUCGGUACUUCAACGUGCGCUAAUGGCACAACAGCAUCGUAUUGGGAGAAUUACGACACCUAGAGAUGUGGACUUCACGGAGCAGGAGUCGGGGACCCCCGAUACAUUGGGAGCGGCACGCCUAUCGACACAGAACCAUCUUCAGGCAACGAUGACACUGAGAAAAAACGUGAGCAACACAGCGGGCAAGCGUCCUCAUAACCAUCCCAGAGGGGUGAGACGAAGCCGAAGUCGAGACAGCGGUACCCCAGAACAACUGACGAGUCUCCUCCGGCGACAACAAUCACUGCUAGAGAAGUAUUAUCGACGACUGCAACGUCUACAACGUACUACCACACCUCCGAUACCAGACAACUUGGAGUUUCGCAUCAGAGAGGCAGACCAGCCUCGACACGGGUUAGGUUAUACAUCGUCGGACCAGGAGGGGAGGUAG
Messenger RNA from Sphaeroforma arctica JP610, 546 nucleotides. RefSeq lists its product as hypothetical. Bases 1 to 546 code for a protein of 181 amino acids. The record is from RefSeq and is a predicted model, not a curated record. NCBI's taxonomy places the organism in Eukaryota, Ichthyosporea, Ichthyophonida. The transcript has a single exon.